CGGGCGCGGGCGCCGCGCCGGGGGCGGCCGCCCCGGCGUCGGGGCGGGGCGGCGGAGCGGCGCGUGAGGCCCUGGCGGCCGUGUGCGGAGGCGAUGAGUGGUACUGUGCGUACCUCGACUGCGGCCUGGAGGAGACGCAACAGAUCUGCCUUUGCAGUUGCGCCACGACGACGACCGCCACCUCCGCGACCGUCUCAGCAACCACGGGCACGGUGACAAGCGGGACGCUCACGGGGACUUUGACACCGACGGCCACGACACUCAGCACAACAGCAACUGGGUCUGCCACAUCGAUCACCACCUGGGUCACGACAGUCAGCGCCACAGGCACCAGGACUGUCACACCGACCAGUUCGGUCACGACAAUCAAAACUACAGUCACCAAGACUGUCAUAUCGACCACCAGCUCGACCGGCACAGCUACGACGACAGAGGAGUGGUACUGCGGCAUGGUGAACUGCGGUAUGCCAGAAGCGAUGGAGAAGUGUCCGAAUACCUGCAUGGCAAUCCCCACUACCGCCACGGCCACUUCGAGUCCCAUACGGACCACCACCACAUCGCCAGCCGCAGUCGCCACCACCAAUGUGAGUCCGACGCCCACCACAACCACCACCACAGCUCCUGCCGCAGUCGCCGUCCUCAUUGGCGGUUUUUCCCUGUUCCUUUCGGAGCCUGCCGACUUUGCCCGCGCCUUCGAUCAGGGUGACAGCGCUGUCAGCGCAGCGCUCGCUUCAGGCAUCGCGGCCGUGCUUCCCACCGCGACGCCUGACGAUGUCGAGAUCACGAGUGUUGUCUUCGAAGGGCGACUUCUCUCCACGGCGGCCGGGGUCGAGGCUGGCGCUGGCUCGGCUGGCGUGCAGGUAUCCUUCGAGGCCACCCUGCCAGCUGCGAGUGCGCUCGCCGCGGGCCUGUCCGCGCACGAAUUCUUGCAGGCAGGGGAUGCUCUGGAGACGAACCUGGCGCUCGAGCUGGCCCAGGGGGCACGCAACUUUACCGUCUUUGGCGUCAGCGUCCUGGAAGCCACCUUGGCGUACGUUGCAGUCGCUGGGACCACGACUGCGUCCGACUCGGCGACCUACCGGGCGCCUUCGUACAACAAGAUGUUGGCGGUGUUGAUAUCGCUCUGCGUCGCAGUAUUCUGCGUCUUCUGCUUCUGCGUGCGGCAGUCGAGGGGGUGUGGGCGCAAGAGGAAGAAGGGCGGCUGCGGCAUCAGCGACCCGAGCGACGUGCCCGCGGUGCCGAGCGGCCUGGCCCGUGUGCAGCCGAGUCCAAUCACGCCCCUGGAGGGUGCGGACCCGUGUCCGCCCCAGCCGCCGCUCAGCUCGAGAAUGCAGCCGCUCGGCUCGAGGCACGACUCGGCCCAGGCCGUGCAGCUGCAGCUGGCGCCCGGGGAGGCGGAGGGCGACGAGGCGAUCGCCGGCUUCGGCUGCUGCAAGGUGGCGAGUCUGGGCGUCUGGGGCCAGCCGUCCUCCGUCCAGGAGGUCCCCAAGGCUCCCGUCAGCACGUGGCGGCUCAAGCUCGGAGAGGUGGCGACCUUCGAGGGCGUGUGGGAUGGGCCCUGGAGCGAGCAGCGGCCAACGACCGAGUCAAGCAGUCUCAACAUCUUGGAAGUCACUUACGAGUACCGCUAGGCGCGCGCUGCCUCGCGAGAAAGUCUACUCGCGCCUGGGCCGAGGGAGGCCUCAUGCCGUCCCCUGUGAGCCAUAGCAGCGCCUCAAGCUUCCAUCAUAUGUUAUGUAAGGAUGAGCGGCUCCGAUUUAGUAGAAGUCGUGGAUGCGCAGAUGUCGCUGCAGACAUGGCGUUGCAGCAACUCGCGAGACAUCUACACACUUCUGAACGGCAUUGCACCUGUAUCUUCCCGUGGUUCCAUAGUUGCGGUUUUCUCUGAUCUAUUGCCUGCCCGCCCUGCGUCUACGGACCUGCACCCGUUAUGUCGCCGUGCAGGUCGGGCAUGCGACUUGUUUCCGUUGUGCCCCGCUGCCGGUGCACGGUUCGUCGGGCCUCGGUCUGCCAGAAUGAAUCUGCGCACGUGACACGAGCGCGCGCGUCGUUGCAAAUGUAGAGCCCAUGUAGUGGCGAGUGUGCUUUUGAGCUGUUAUGGAGUGUUUGGAGCUGGAGCUGGUUUCGCUGGGGAGGGGAGUGGUGGUCUUGCUCCGUUUCUCGUUCCUCGGCAGCGUAGGGCCAGCAUGGCACGUGCACCGAAGGUGUCCAAGCGCUCAGACAAAAGGUCUUUCUCACCUUCCUUGGCCGCUCUUGG
Prorocentrum cordatum is the source of this 2257-nucleotide messenger RNA. The record is from the annotation of a GenBank genome assembly. Lineage: Eukaryota; Dinophyceae; Prorocentrales; Prorocentraceae.